CACACUCAAGUUUUCUGUUAUGCAAAAAAUAUCCUUUAAACUUGUUGUGGCAACAAUGAUUCUCUGCAUGGCCAGCAGAUCCAAUGCAAAAAAAGGUGUCAAAUGUGGAGGUGUUCUUUCUGCACAAAUGGGCAACUUCUCCAGUCCAAACUUCCCUGGAUUCUACCCAUAUGAUACGGACUGCACGUGGCUUAUAGUUGUUGCAGAGGGAUCAUCUGUUAUGCUAACAUUUCAUCACUUUGACAUUGAAUAUCAUGACUUCUGUCACUAUGAUUAUAUUAAAAUCUAUAAUGGUGCCACUCAAGAUGAAGGAAACCUACUUGGAAAGUUCUGUGGUAAUGACUACCCACCACAGUUUACUUCAUCUUGGCAUGUCAUGUCAAUUAUCUUUCAUUCUGACCGGCAUGUAGCCAACAAAGGAUUCUCUGCAGCUUACAGGAAAGAUGUUUGUGGAGGUGUACUGACUGGCUAUUCUGGAAGAAUUACCAGUCCGGAAUAUCCAGAAAACUACCCAAAUGCAGCAGAAUGCCGGUGGGUGAUUCAGGUAUCCAACUGUACAGUCAUAAAACUGGUUUUCUAUGACUUUCAGUUAGAAAAUAAUGAAAAAUGCAACUUUGAUUAUGUGGCCAUUUUUGAUGGAGCCAAUAUGAGUGCUAAACAUUUGGGUCACUACUGUGGAAACGUAAAACCUCCAGAUAUGGUCUCAGCUACAAAUGAGAUCCUUAUUCUGUUCGUGUCUGACUUCAAUAUUGGUGGAAGAGGCUUUGAAGCUUACUUUUUCUCAGGAGAAUGUCAGCAAGUAUUUACAGAUAUCAAAGGGAACUUCUCCAGUCCUCAGUACCCAGGAACAUAUCCUAACAACAUCAAUUGCCAAUGGACAGUUCAUCUUCCUCAUGGGUACAGAAUUAAGGCAGUUUUUCUGGACUUGGAUUUGGAGGACAGAAACAGCUUGUCUGAUGAAUGCGAAUAUGACUUUGUGUCUGUUUUUGAUGGUGAUACUGAAAAAGACCCAAAACUGGGAACGUGGUGUGGAAGAGAAAUGCCAGCACCUCUGUUUUCCAAAGGGAAUUCACUUCUAUUUGUGCUACGUGCAGAUCGGAAUUUAGCAAGCAGAGGCUUUUCUGUUGCAUAUAUUGGAGUGGUUCCAAUGAAUGUUAGCUGCACAAGAACUGACUUCCAAAUUCAAAUUCCUCUGCAAGCACUUCCACAACUUGAUCGCAGUAAUGUUUACUUGGGGAAUCCAUCUUGUUCUGCUAAUGUGGUUGCGUCAGUUUAUAAAAUAAUAUCAAGAUUCGAUACCUGUGGAAUAAAGUCCAAGGAAAGAAGUAAUACUACUGUUAUUGCAAGCUUCCUAUAUAUCGAUUUCACAACUGGGGACCAAGAAGAUAUUCAUAAAUAUGAGGUUAUCUGUGAACCAAAGAAGAAGGAGGCCACAGUAAACAUUAUUUCAGGAGGAGAUCCAUUCAUGCUAAAUCAGUUUGCUGAGAAUUUGGUUGAACCCAAUAAUGCCAACACAGGAAAAUCUGAGAGCUCAGAAACCGUGAAGAAGCAAGACACAAGUGAUAUUGUAUUUAUAAGUAUCUGUGUAUUAGCAGGUAUCCUGAUGGUGAUAGCUAUAGUUGGAUUAGUACUGCUUUGAAAGGGUCAUUAAGUGCCAUCAAAAUAUGAUUAUCUCUACACAAUGCAGAGCAGUGUACCAUUAGAACACAUUUUGAAGUAAGGUGUCUGGUUCAAAAUGUCAGUGUUAAGGACAGAGUUUCUAAUGAAUAUAUCAUCUAUGUGGUAAUCUUAGCUGUGAUCUUACGAUUAUAUGAAUAGCUACACAUCGAUGUAUUGUGACUUAACAUUUCAAAGUCUGGCCUUGUGCACAUUAGGUCAGUUUGCAAAAAGUGAGUGCUCAAUUUAGCUUACUCAAGAGACAUUACAUGAAAGCGAGAAACUUAAAAUGUGAUCGCCGGGUAUAUGUUUAUCGUAUUUGAAAGCCAAACUAUGUAAUAGCGUAUGUUUUUGAGUUUUUUUUUUUAAUGCAUGAGCAGAUAUGUGUCUGUGUCAUUUCUUAUCAAGCCUUUUAAAAUCUCCAGAAGUAACUAGACAGCUUAUUUUGUGACCUGUAAAUCUUUAUGGAGGAUAUUAUUGUGGCAUUAUGAUAGAAUGUGGGCCACAGACCUAAUGGUCUUAUACUGCCAGAUGCUAAGCUGGCACUAAACCUUCUAUUCCACAUGAAAUAAUUUCAGUUUGCUGUAAAUCUCCAGAGAAUCAUUUCUGACAUUCUGCAU
Protopterus annectens (West African lungfish) is the source of this 2276-nucleotide messenger RNA. It is a transcript of the gene CDCP2, whose product is annotated as CUB domain containing protein 2. NCBI's taxonomy places the organism in Eukaryota, Metazoa, Chordata, Ceratodontiformes, Protopteridae. The transcript is spliced from 6 exons. The record is from RefSeq and is a predicted model, not a curated record. The coding region runs from base 20 to 1639 and encodes 539 amino acids.